This is a messenger RNA of Emericellopsis cladophorae, 4020 nucleotides long. RefSeq names its product Plasma membrane ATPase. NCBI's taxonomy places the organism in Eukaryota, Fungi, Ascomycota, Sordariomycetes, Hypocreales, Bionectriaceae. The coding region runs from base 1 to 4020 and encodes 1339 amino acids. Gene Ontology annotation, molecular function: ATP binding; P-type proton-exporting transporter activity; ATP hydrolysis activity. Gene Ontology annotation, cellular component: plasma membrane. The record is from RefSeq and is a predicted model, not a curated record. The transcript is spliced from 5 exons. Gene Ontology annotation, biological process: regulation of intracellular pH; proton export across plasma membrane.
AUGGCUGAUCCCAAGGCGACCGGCGCUCCUGCGCUGGACACCAACAUCGAGUCUGGCGGCUUUGACGAGAAGCGCGCCCACGAUGCCCCCCACCACGACUCGACUGCUGCCGCCGAGGGCGGCGCCAUUCCCCCGAAGGCUUCCAAGCCUGCCGAGGAAGAGGAGGAAGACGAGGACAUGGAUGCUCUCAUUGAGGACCUCGAGUCUGAAGAUGGUCAUCAGUUCGAGGAGGAGGACGAGGACGUCAACCCCGGCGGCGGCCGCACCGUCCCCGAGGACAUGCUCCAGACCGACUCGCGCGUUGGUCUCACCGAAUCUGAGGUCACCGCCCGUCGCAAGAAGUACGGUCUCAACCAGAUGAAGGAGGAGAAGGAGAACCUCCUCCUUAAGUUCCUCGGUUUCUUCAUUGGUCCUAUCCAGUUCGUUAUGGAGGCUGCCGCUGUCCUUGCUGCCGGUCUCGAGGAUUGGGUCGAUUUCGGUGUCAUUUGCGCUCUGCUCUUGCUCAACGCCUGUGUCGGUUUCUUCCAGGAAUACCAGGCCGGCUCCAUCGUCGACGAACUCAAGAAGACCCUCGCCCUCAAGGCUGUCGUCCUCCGUGAUGGCACACUAAAGGAGAUCGAGGCCCCCGAAGUCGUUCCCGGUGAUAUCCUCCAGGUUGAGGAGGGUACCAUCAUCCCCGCUGAUGGUCGUAUCGUCACUGAGGAUGCCUUCCUCCAGGUUGACCAGUCUGCCCUGACCGGUGAGUCGCUCGCCGUCGACAAGCACAAGGGUGACAACUGCUUUGCCUCCUCCGCUGUGAAGCGUGGUGAGUGCUUCAUCAUUAUCACCGCCACUGGUGAUAAUACUUUCGUUGGUCGCGCAGCUGCCCUCGUCUCCCAGUCUGCUGGUGGCACCGGUCACUUUACUGAGGUGCUCAACGGCAUCGGUACGAUUCUGCUCAUCCUCGUCGUCCUCACCCUCCUCGUCGUCUGGGUGGCUUCGUUCUACCGCUCCAACGGCAUUGUCAAGAUCCUUAAAUUUACCCUCGGUAUUACUAUUGUUGGUGUACCCGUCGGUCUUCCCGCUGUCGUCACCACCACCAUGGCUGUCGGUGCCGCCUACCUCGCCAAGAAGCAGGCCAUUGUCCAGAAGCUCUCUGCUAUCGAGUCCCUCGCUGGUGUCGAGAUUCUGUGCUCUGAUAAGACCGGUACCCUGACCAAGAACAAGCUCUCCUUGGCUGAGCCCUUCACCGUCGCCGGUGUCGAGCCCGAUGACCUCAUGCUCACUGCCUGUCUCGCUGCCUCGCGCAAGAAGAAGGGUAUUGACGCCAUCGACAAGGCCUUCCUCAAGUCCCUCAAGUUCUACCCCCGCGCCAAGUCAGUCCUGUCCAAGUACCAGGUUCUCGAGUUCCACCCCUUCGACCCUGUCUCCAAAAAGGUCCAGGCCGUUGUCCAGUCUCCCCAGGGCGAGCGCAUCGUCUGCGUCAAGGGUGCUCCUCUGUUCGUUCUCAAGACCGUCGAGGAGGACCACCCUAUCCCCGAGGACGUUGACAAGGCCUACAAGAACUGUGUCGCCGAGUUCGCUACCCGUGGUUUCCGUUCGCUCGGUGUCGCCCGUAAGCGUGGUGAGGGUGCCUGGGAGAUUCUCGGUAUCAUGCCCUGCCUCGACCCUCCCCGUCACGACACUGCUCGCACUAUCAACGAGGCCAAGAAGCUCGGUCUCUCCAUCAAGAUGCUCACUGGUGACGCUGUCGGCAUUGCCCGUGAAACUUCCCGCCAACUCGGUCUCGGUACCAACGUCUAUAACGCUGAGCGCCUUGGUCUCGGUGGUGGUGGUGACAUGCCCGGUUCCGAGGUCUACGAUUUCGUCGAGGCUGCCGAUGGUUUCGCCGAGGUCUUCCCCCAGCACAAGUACUCUGUCGUCGAGAUCCUGCAGCAGCGUGGCUACCUGGUUGCUAUGACUGGUGACGGUGUCAACGAUGCUCCCUCGCUGAAGAAGGCCGAUACUGGUAUUGCCGUCGAGGGUUCGUCCGACGCUGCCCGCUCCGCUGCCGAUAUCGUCUUCCUUGCCCCUGGUCUCGGUGCCAUCAUUGAUGCCCUCAAGACUUCCCGCCAAAUCUUCCACCGCAUGUACUCGUAUGUCGUCUACCGUAUCGCCCUGUCGCUGCACAUGGAGAUCUUCCUCGGCCUCUGGAUCGCCAUCCUCGACCGCUCCCUCAACCUCAACCUCAUUGUCUUUAUCGCCAUUUUCGCCGAUAUCGCCACCCUGGCCAUUGCCUACGACAACGCUCCCUUCUCGCAGACUCCCGUCAAGUGGAACCUGCCCAAGCUCUGGGGCAUGUCCGUUCUGCUCGGCUUGGUCCUGGCCGUUGGUUCCUGGAUCUGCUUGACCACCCUCUACGUUGGUGGCGAGAACGCCGGUAUCACUCAGAACCGUGGUGACAUUGACAUGGUUCUCUUCCUCGAGAUCUCCCUCACCGAGAAUUGGCUGAUCUUCAUCACCCGUGCCAACGGUCCCUUCUGGUCCUCCAUCCCCUCGUGGCAACUCACCGGCGCCAUUCUGGCCGUCGACAUCCUCGCCACCCUCUUCGCUGUCUUCGGUUGGUUCCGUGGCUACCGUCACCGUGUCAACAUUGUCGGUGUGGUCCGUAUCUGGAUCUUCUCCUUCGGUGUCUUCGCCAUCAUGGGUGGUCUCUACUACUUCAUGCAGGGAUCCACAGGCUUCGACAACCUCAUGCACGGCAAGUCGCCCAAGCGCAACCAGAAGCAGCGCUCGCUUGAGGACUUUGAUCCCGAGAAGAAAAAGUACUUUAAGAUUGAAAAGAACCAUACGGCACCCAGCUCCGCGGCAUGGUCGACUGACGCUGUCAAGCGACGCAAGACGCAAGACCAGAUCUCUAAGGCCGCCAGGAGGCGCACCCACGAAACGAGGCGGAAUGUGCAGCGAUGUCUAUACUUUGAGAAUCCCCUCUACGGCGUGUUGGAGAGGGAACUGAGUGGGCCACAUGGAUCCAGGGCACGAGACGUGCGCGCAGGUGUGUGGGCUGGUGAGUUGGACGUAUCCAGGAAGACGACGUUUGGCCGCGAGCGAGGGGACGGCGCAGGCGUGGAGUCCUUUUGCGUUGCUGGGCCUGUGGGGAAGAGGGUACUUUAUGCGUCAACCUUGGAGACGGAACUUGCGGGCGUGCAUGUCGAUGGACGACACCAAGCACGGUUACGGAGAGAACAAGUGCCAACGCCGGGUGUGUCCAAGGUUCGGUAUCACGAGGCCUCGGGGCGGAUGCUGGUCGCCCCCGCAACGGGGAUGGAUCAGUGUUCGCUGACGACGUUUGUGCCGUCGAGAGAUGCCAGGGGGAACUGGCUACCAGGGGAGACGCCUUCCUACCAGCAGCUCUCGAUGCGGCAUCGGGUGUUGAGCGAGUGGUGCACCAAUGCUUUGCUGCCGUCUUCCUUAGACGGUACGCUUGCCUUCCUCGGCACGAACCAAGGAGUCGUACAGGUUUUCGUGCAAGACAGCAUGCGCAUCCUGUCGGGUAAAGAAGGAGAGCAGGGGCCGCCCACAGACGUAUACGCCGUGGAUGCCCAGAAAGAACAACCAAACAUUGUGUUCGCUGGCGGACGCAAGGCCAAGCUGUGGAUGACGGACCUGCGCGAGGGCGGAUGGAAGGGUAUACGGAUGCCGAGUGCGGUGGCCAAGGUGUGCAGCCUGAACGAGCAUCAAGUCUUGGUGUCGGGGCUUGAGUCAACCCUGGCGGUGUAUGACCUCCGCUUUAGCAGGCGAGACUGGCCUCUGGUACGGAUGGAGGAUUUUAGGAAUGAGGUGCACCUGGACGUGGGCAUGGACGUCUCGACGGAGCUGGGCGUGGUCGCUGCGUCGCAUGGCGCGGGCCUCGGGCUGUACUCGUUGGCCAGCGGCAAGAGGGUGAAGUGUCCUGCGCUCGACAACGUGACACUCCGCGCGAAAGAGAUUGCGUUUCACGGCGAUGAGCUCUGGCUCGGGAUGGGCAUGGCCGCUCGGUCCUACGCGUACAGUAGUAAGUAG